Messenger RNA from Mizuhopecten yessoensis (Yesso scallop), 1972 nucleotides. Its product is annotated as muscarinic acetylcholine receptor M5-like. The coding region runs from base 112 to 1326 and encodes 404 amino acids. Gene Ontology annotation, biological process: adenylate cyclase-activating adrenergic receptor signaling pathway. The transcript has 2 exons. Lineage: Eukaryota; Metazoa; Mollusca; Bivalvia; Pectinida; Pectinidae. Gene Ontology annotation, molecular function: G protein-coupled receptor activity. The record is from RefSeq and is a predicted model, not a curated record. Gene Ontology annotation, cellular component: membrane.
ACCAGAUACAUUGUACAUACUGUUUAUAACACAGAUUGGCCAGUGUAAGGUUAACUGGUGUCAUUCAGUCUCCUACAGUCAGUAACAAUCCGCUCACUGCUAAUCACGACUAUGAAUAACUCGACCACGACUUCUGUUAAUAUAACAACCACUGAUGAUAUUCCCACUGUGACAUGGAAACGGGUCAUAACUGGUAUAGUUCUGUACGGAAUUGUGCUUCUGACAAUAUUUGGAAACAGUUUAGUGCUAGUAGCAGUGGCGAAAACUAAAAGGUUACAAACAGUGUUUAAUUUCUACGUCAUCAACCUUGCAAUUACUGAUAUAUUAGUGGCAGUGUGUGGCAUGAGUUUCUACACCACCAACACUGUACUCGGCUACUGGCCUUUCGGGUCCUUCCUGUGCGGAGUUUGGAUUUUCUUUGACUACGGAAUGACCUUCGCCUCUGUGUUCACCCUUAUAGUAAUAUCUAUAGACAGAUUCUGGUCAGUGACAUGGAGCGUGCACUACCGGGCACAUCACAAUAAGAGCAAGUGCAUUCGGCUUAUCAUUGCUGUCUGGGUAUUCAUGAUCGUGUUGUGGCUGCCUCCGUGUGUGUUAGACAGGGUGAACAAUGCCGUACCAGGGCAAUGUAUAUGGGAACCGUCAAAUAAUAAAGAAUUCGUGAUCGUCAUAGCAACCAUCGGACACCAUGGCUCUUUUGCAAUACUUCUCAUUUGUUACAUUCGCGUUUUUUACGUUUUGAGAAAAAGAAAUAAUUUAAAUUUGGUGGGACCACUACAGAAGGUACAAGACCAGCCUAGCACGUCUAGGGUAGUCAAUGGCAUAUCAAACAAGAUCGACGAAAGUCAGUCCAAAGAUUCCAUCGAGGAAAGCGCAGUUGCAAAAGGUACAGUCGCGAACAAAAAGAUAGAAAUAAAGAAGUCACCAACAAGCUUGUCACCACCUAAUCGAAACGGAAUCCACCUCGAUCCCAUUUCCAUUAUAACCAUUCCGUCGACUAGUCAAAUAAAACCCGACGCAGCAAUGGUUAACAACGAUGAUGUAAAAAAGCAAAGGCAACAGCUGAAAAGUGACAGAAGAAACGACCGACACGAGAGGCGAGUGUUCAUAACGUUAACCUACAUUUUGAUUGGUUAUAUAAUCUCCUGGCUUCCAUUUCACAUCGUUUUUGACGUCAGUGCUAUAGCACCAGAUAAAGUGUCAACAAACGUGUUUGUGAUUACCUUCUGGAUGUCCUACUGUAAUUCAACAAUCAAUCCAUUUUUGUAUAACUUCAGUAGCACGGAUUUCAGGAACGCUUUCCGUGAAUUGUUGUGCAGAAAAUGAAAUACAUGUACAUUGAAAAAGCAAUAUUUUGAUUGGACGGACCUCCACUCAGUGUUGUGUAAUAAGGAUGUUUUACGGAGAGAAUCAUUCAAGCUGGUAUGACUUGUCGUCUGAUUCUUUGGCACUUUACUGCGAUAAUAUAUGUUAUUCUAUGAAAACUUGAGUGAUGCUAAUCGAAGUAGUGACAAACCGUUUUACAAAUGCACUAUUAAAUCUCGACAUCGAUUAUCGCAUUAAUAUGGAUAUAGGCACAUACACAUUGACGUCAUCCAAUGUGAAAUAAGUAUCACAUAAACACUGACGUCAUCCAAUGUGGGAUAAGUACCACAUACACAUUGACAUCAUCCAAUGUGGGAUAAACAUCACAUAAACACUGACGUCAUCCAAUGUGGGAUAGAUAAGUACCACAUAAACACUGACGUCAUCCAAUGUGGGAUAAGUAUCACAUAAACACUGACGUCAUCCAAUGUGGAAAACGUGUAAAAAUACAUGGAAAAACGCUCACUUUAUAUUAAUGGAUCGUGUUGCAGUUGUUCAAUAUUUGAAUAUGUUUUAUCAAUUACAUUUGUUUUGUUAAAUGAAACAAUAAUGACAAUACACUGGAAUGUACACUAUUUUGUUCAAAAUGGUGCACUUCCUGCUCCUC